Lachancea dasiensis is the source of this 702-nucleotide messenger RNA. The record is from the annotation of a GenBank genome assembly. NCBI's taxonomy places the organism in Eukaryota, Fungi, Ascomycota, Saccharomycetes, Saccharomycetales, Saccharomycetaceae.
AUGUCAGACAUGGUUAUAACGCUCGCGCACUUCUGCGAUAAGCAUGGGCCGAGGGCGCUCUUAGGAACUCAAUGUGCCGAAGACGGGGAUGCUUUGCUUCUGCCUGAUUAUCCAACGGAAGCGUUCUGUGCCUCCUGCUCCAUGCAUUUUCCGGGAGGCGACACAUGUACCAGAUCCAUGCGCACUCGACUAAACUCUAUGGACUAUGUGUCAACUAACUAUCCCGCAAUUCGAUACCAGCUACUGUCAACUGUGAUUCGCCAUAUGUUCUCAGAAGAAACAAUGACCUACGAUUGCGCUCCACUGACUUUCUUUGACCAAUCCAAGGGCCUGAACCUUGUGAUGGGCUUCAAGCUUCCCGACGCAGAUGCUCGAGGGGAUGAAAGGCGCUACGCUAUUUUACUCACCAUCGACAGUCGAGACCAAGUAGCAUCCAUGGAGAUUCUCAGUAAGCAUUGGGAAUUUAUCACGAACAGCUUCAAGCGAGUAAUUGAUCAUAUCAAGCAAAAGCGUGAGACGGAGGUACGACGUAACGCCAAGAACUAUUCAGGACAGUUCACUCCAAUGGUGGGUACUUACCUGAAAGGCAAUAAGUCAAAAGUCCCCCAAAACCUUGUGCAGCUCACGCAUGAUGACUUAUUGUUCGUAAGGCUACACAAGUGGAAUACCUUCAUGCUUCACCAGCUCAACUCUCUCGAGUGA